AUGAGAGAGAGAGACUCACCCCCAUUUUCCCCCAGACGCCAAACAUGGCCUCCAUCAACAGCCUCACCACUCCUCAGACUUUCCUCUCUCUCCCCAAACCCAAGUCCUGCCUAUGUUUUCAACCAAAGCCCACCUCCAAAAUCCAAUCUUUUCCCCACCCCUUCAAUCUCUUAUUGUCAAAGCAUCAUAAAGACUCCAGCUUUAUAGUAGGUUCGGUGUCCAAUGAGCCAGACAUCAUCCCAGUACAGAGCAGUGACUACACUGAUCAACAAGAUGGGGUUCUUGGGGGGAUUGUAGAGAUAGAAACAGAAGGGCUUAGUGGAGAAGAUAUUGUAAAUCAAGUAGUGAAUGGGUUUAGUAACAAAGGGAGAUUGUCUUUUGAGGCUGCAACAUCAUCUUCUGGAUAUAGUGGUGGUGGUGGAACAGGGUCCAGUGUGGAAGGUGAAAAGGGGGAGCAGGAAAUGGAGAGGCUAAUGGAUAGUGCUAUUAAUGCUUCCAUUGUUCUGGCUGCUGGGACAUUUGCUGUUACUAAGUUGCUCACGAUCGACAGCGAUUAUUGGCAUGGAUGGACACUUUAUGAGAUUUUGAGAUAUGUACCGCAACACAACUGGAGUGCGUAUGAAGAAGCUCUUAAAACAAAUCCAGUUUUUGCCAAAAUGAUGAUAAGUGGGGUCGUUUAUUCUGUUGGUGAUUGGAUUGCACAGUGUUAUGAAGGUAAACCUCUUCUUGAGUUUGAUAGAGCACGCAUGUUCAGAUCAGGUCUUGUUGGCUUUACCCUACACGGAUCACUUUCUCAUUAUUAUUAUCACUUCUGUGAGGCUCUUUUUCCCUCUGAUGAUUGGUGGGUCGUUCCUGCUAAAGUAUUGUUCGACCAGACCUUUUGGUCUGCAGUUUGGAACAGUAUCUAUUAUGCGGUUGUGGGAGCUUUGCGUCUUGAAUCCCCUGCCAGUAUUUUUGGCGAAUUGAAGGCGACAUUCUGGCCCAUGUUAACUGCAGGUUGGAAGCUGUGGCCAUUUGCUCACCUUAUAACCUAUGGUGUGAUCCCAAUUGAACAAAGACUUCUUUGGGUUGAUUGUGUGGAGCUUAUUUGGGUGACAAUACUCUCAACUUAUUCAAAUGAGAAAUCAGAAUCUAGAAUCUCUGAGCAAGCAGCAGAAGAAAAUGUCAAUCCUGCAUCAAUAAGCACUCCGAAGGACUAAAUGAACGGAGGACCAGAGGCAAGAAGAAGGGACGAAGAAGAGUUGUCCCAUUCCUCUAGUAAAUUUUGAACGAUGAAAUUUUGACAUCAAGGAUUAUGGCUGCUGGGGAAAUAUGCAUCCAUUGAAUUACCAUGGCAGGGGAAGAUGACAGUAGUAUAAACUUCAAUUUCCAUUGUAAACAACAUUGUGUAUGUAUAGCCCUUCUUGUAAUUCCCCAUCGAAAUAUGUAAUCAGUCACUUGGCCAGGGCUAUAUAUCAGACUCCUACAUUGGUAUAUAUAUAAUCUGUUGUAGUUCGUGUUAAAAACAAGUAAUAAAAAUCUACUUGUGAUUUGUUACAUAACACACAAUAAA
This is a messenger RNA of Coffea eugenioides, 1552 nucleotides long. RefSeq lists its product as uncharacterized. The record is from RefSeq and is a predicted model, not a curated record. Lineage: Eukaryota; Viridiplantae; Streptophyta; Magnoliopsida; Gentianales; Rubiaceae. Gene Ontology annotation, cellular component: membrane; cytoplasm. Bases 45 to 1199 code for a protein of 384 amino acids. The transcript has 7 exons.